Molecule: messenger RNA, 1956 nt
Organism: Porites lobata
Lineage: Eukaryota; Metazoa; Cnidaria; Anthozoa; Scleractinia; Poritidae
Source: the annotation of a GenBank genome assembly
GAAUCGCAUUCAACGCACCACCCAAAUCAUCUUCAAGAUGUUUUUGUAAAAGACGAAUACCACUUUUUAAACGUCCCCGGAAUUGGAACGUUCACAGUGUACGACACCUUUGACUGCACCUUUGAAUGCCUCAGCAAUCCGUCAUGUUUUUCUCUGAACCUGGCCGCCUCCAAAGGAGACGAUGGAAAAUUUUGGUGCGAAUUGUUGACUUCGAAUAAAGACAUCAACCCAGACGAAUUCAAAGAAAACAAGACUUCACAUCACUUUGCUUUGAAGGUGCGAACAUAGUUUGAAUUAAAUAAGAUCUCCCGUAGUGUCAAGAUGAAAAACCUAAGCUAAUUACGGAUCUCAGAGUUUUAAUAGAAAACUGUAAGCCUUAUUCAGUAAUUAGUAAAAACGUGAAAGCUAAUUAAAUUUACAUUUAAUUUCAGUGGAAUAAAGUAAACAGUGACUUAUUUUUGUUUCGCCAGGGGCAGACGAUAGUAGACUAUUUCCAGACAUUAAGGCAAACAUCAAUAAAGCGCUCAUCUCUUAAAAGAGACGAGUCUUAGAUUAGACUAGUCUUCUCUGCAUCUUAAGGUGGCUGAACACAGUUUUGCGGGAAGUCAGUGGUAACUCGCGUGACGGCGCGUGUUUUAAAUUAGACAAACAAAUACGGAGGCGAAAAAGUAACCGUACAUUGAAGACGAUUUCUCAAAAUCUACUCGUUAACAAUUUGUUAUACUUGGCAGAAUUUUUCCUUUCAUCGUAUUUUAAAUGAUAAAAACUUUAAAAUGGAAGUUGAACAGACGAAUUUUGUGACACAUUUAAUAAUUACACUACAAUUACAUUAUUGAUUAUCUUAAAACCCGUCUGUUAAAAUUUGGUCAAAUAAGUUUCAAAUGGUAAUGAUUAAUAGUAGUAAGCUGUGUGCAAGUUUAUAGGAAAAUCUAAUGAGCAAUUUUGAGGCAAACUGAGCAAAAGUGAAAUUUUAGGGUUGUAUUCGAUUGUUCAUGUUGCCAUGGAAACUACGAAAGCGUCAAAUUUUCCCUGUCAAUCAAAAUGUUUCAUUAGUAUAGUUUUCAUUUGCCAAGUUUCAGCUUGUGAGCUGCAACCUUUCUCUUGCCAUGAUUUAGCAAAUGAUGACAUAUAAUCACAAACUGCCAAAACUGUGUUCAGCCACCAUAAGCGUUGCGUGACGAGACAAAAACGGCUGUGAGGGAGACUGUGGGUGAACUGAUCAGAUUUGAGCUGAGAUUGAAGUUCCCUCUAGUGGAAAUUGGUGCAAACAAACUGCAAAGUUGCCUGUUUUGUCUCUUCCAGGGUAGGAACCGGGUGACAUCCUGUGUCGAAUAUGGACAGCAAGGUUUCUACAAAGAUGGCAUUUAUAAGAUCUAUGAUAACGACGGAAACAGUUUCCCAGGCUACUGUGAUUUAAAAUCCGAGCCUGGUAUUGCAUGGACACUAGUCAUGUCGUGGAGUAAAAAAAAUCGUUUUAUUUCUGCUUUUCGCAGCACCCCAUUUCAGUCCAAUGUCCCGGAAAAUGAGAACUCCCCGAACUGGGAUCGUUACCGCUUAAGUCUGGAGCGAAUGAGAUCACUGCAGGUCCACUCCACCCACUGGCGAGCAACAUGCAGCUAUCCGACUCAUGGCAUCGAUUUCACAGACUACCUCCGCGGCAACUUCAAAGACUUUAACAUCGUCGAUUUCCUUGGUAAUGGCGAGUGUAAGAAGGUAGAAUAUGUGGAUAUCCGGGGGCUCAAUGGCACGAACCUUACAGCACCGUUUUGGGCGAACUUCGGGGUGAGUUUGCAUACUGACAGCUCUAUCGAUUUCUGCGAGCUAAAUGCAACUGUUGGAGCGGUAUCGAGUGAAGACAACUUUGGCUCCUAUAACGGCAUUAAUCCCAAGUUCCGCUGCACACAGGAAGACAGCUCUACUACUCAGUGGUGGUUUGGAGCUCAUUUUAAAAAAUAG